CAGAUUCAUGCCGAAAUAACUUAGAUUUUGCGAUGGAUUUUAGGCGUGGAAUUUGUCUAUUUGCCUGGCUUCUUUUCGUAUGUGUUAACGCCGAAGAUGAGCAAAAACUAUUGAGUAAUUACAAUGAAUAUCAGGUCCUAGAACCGCGUAUAUUUUUGCCAAUAAUUGCGCGAAACAUCGAACAUUCGCUACCGAAUUGGCUGGGGCACAUAGAGAAGUUAGACUACCCGAAAAACAGGAUUUAUUUAUGGUGAGUUUUAGUUAAUAAUUGUGUUUUAUAAUAUGUGAUUUAUUUUAUUAACUUGAAGCAAUCAAUUGAGUUAAAUAAAGCUUAAAUCUCAUAAAUAUCCAUGUCCUGGUGGCUGGUUGGUAUAGGAUUAUAAAGUUCUGAAUAUAAUGCGCAUAGCUUCGGUCGUUUUGGUUAUAAAUUCUUAAGAACGCGUAAGUAUAUAUUUAUGGGUUUAAUAUUUUUAGGGAUUGCGAAUUUAUAUAGAUUUAAGUAAAUCUAUGUAUUUUGCAUAUUUAUAUGUAAUGCAAUGAGAAAUAUUGGACUUAAAAUUUUUGAUUGAAUCCUUGAGUUACCAUGGUAAAUACACGUGUCAAAAAGUGGUGGUACUCCACAGUGGAAAGUUGAUCUCCCCAGCCGCAGGAGAUCUGGAAUAUUUACAGCAUAUUACAUUUACAGCAUUUCUAAUGUGCCCUAUUUAAUUGUUGUUUUACUAAAACCAGCAAUGUUUGAUAAAACUGCAAGAACGUUAGUCAAGUAGUCUAAUGGACACAAAGUCGCAUAAUGAUUAGUCAAUACACAAAGAAUUGAAAUAAAUAUGUCUUUAAAGAAAUUGUGUCUCAGUAGUCUUACCUAGCGAGAAUUCUUUUGCAGGAUUGUCACGAACCGGAGAAAAGACCAAUUGGAAAAAAAUGCCGGCAAAACAAAGUGAUACUGACCGCUAUAUUUCCUUGACUUUAUGUGUUUAUAGUUUUUACUUAUCACUGGCUAUCACAAAAAGUAUGUAAAAUGUUGUAAAUUUUAGGAUAAGGAGUGAUCAUAAUGAAGAUGAGACAGCAAGUAUACUUCAUGAUUGGGUUGAUAAAGUCCGUCCUCUGUACCAUGGUAUUGACAUCAACACGACAAACAUCGAUGACAAAUACGAGGAUGCGAUAUCAGCCAAUCAUUGGUCCCUUCUGAGAUUCAAACGUUUGAUUGAUUUAAGACAAGCUGCUUUGGACGAAGCUCGGAGACUUUGGGCUGACUAUAUAUUUGUAAGUUGUGUUUGCCUUAAUUGUGGAAACUCGAUUCUCUCAAUUUAUCCCGGCUGGAUAGCUCUAUCACUAGGUCUAAACUGCUCUCUCCAUUAAAGGUAUAGACUGUAUAGUUACUGUAGGACAUCUGUUAUUGCCGAAGUGUUGCUAAAUCUCCACCCCCUCCCCAAAAAAGUUCAAUACCCUAAUGCGCACUAUUUUGUUGUUUUACUCUGCCAAACACCAGACGAUUUUACUCGUUUAAUGACACAUAAUUUUACUUGUGAAGGAGAGAGUGCUGGUGUUCAAUGGGUUAAAGCAUUGUUUUUCUUACAGUUUUUAGAUUGUGAUGUUUAUAUAACUCAUCCAAACACAAUAUGGUCACUGCUAGAAGAAAGAAAGUGAGCAAAAUGAUUUAUCUUUUUAUUCAUUUUUUGGCAUUAGAAUGUAUUAAUAGUAUUACUCACUUCAGUCUGUAAAAUAGGUUAAAGUAUUCUAACAGUUAUUCUAUUUUAGAGCUAUUAUAUCUCCACUGGUGCAUUCAUUUGUGAAGAAAUCAGCAUUUUCUAAUUACUGGUGUGGCAGAGAUGAGAAGGUACUAGCUACCGUAGGAAACAAUUUUAGGAAAGGAAGGAAGGAGGGAACAGCCCCCCCCCCCUGGGCGGGCGGUUGCUAUGGCCCUGGUACUUGCUGUACACGUUAUGCUACUGUAGAAUAGAGGAAAUACUGUAGGUCAUUGUGUAGCCGAUAGAUAAGCCUUCUUACUAUAGACACAAGAUGUACUAACCAGAUGUCAAAUACCACAUUAUGGUUUUCGUCAAGCAGCCUUUCCUUUGCUGGCAUUGAUUUUGCGGAUGUGAUAAAUGAUGCUGUCAUAAAGGAAAAGUCAAUUUAUGUGAAGAAAUUUGAGACUAUUUUACUCUGUCUAAUGCCAGAUGAUUUUACUCUGUCUAACGCCAGAUAAUUUUACUCAUCAGGGGAGAGUGUUUCCACUCAAUGGGUUAAUCAGACUAUCUGCCCAUGCACCCUGUCAGGGCGUUAGCCAGAAGUAGAAAAAAAUCCGCAUUUACCUGAAAUUGGGAAAUUUAUUUUAAAAUUUUUUCUCGGAAAAAUUUUUUUUGGGCGACCUCCCUUUCCGUCGCCAAAUAAAUUUCGGUCAGUGUACCAUUUUAGGGGUCCAAAAAAUUUUCCGGACAUAUCAAAAUUUUUCGCAAAAAUUUUUUGUGUCUUUGAAACGGCACUUCCCGCAUUUUGGGAGUAAUUUUGAGCAAAUUUUGUUAUAAACAUGUUUUUAAUGGCGUAUUAACAAGAUAUUGAUGGCAAGAUGGACGGCAACAUACGGUACUGGUCUAUUGUCAGAUGUGAAAAAAAUAAUUCAAUUUUUAUGCUAUUUUUUGGCUGACCCAAAUUGGGAGUGCGACCUCAAGGUAAUUGGGAAAACUGCGUUUAACGCGGAAUUUUUUACUGUAGCUAACACCCUGCCUGUUAACCCUUUACGUAGCAAUGCGCCCAGAUGCACCCUACUGCUGAAUCAUUAGUUUACUCUGUCUAACGCCAGAUUAUUUUACAACCAGACAAUUUUACUUGUCAGGGGGAGAGUGCUGCCACUCAAUGGGUUAAACAACAAAAAACCAUGUUUUGAUUGUAACAUGACUACCUAUGAAUGAGACAAACAUAAUUUUCCCACUUUAUUUUGUCCAGGGUUAUUACAUGAGGACAGAUGAAUAUUUGCCAAUAUUAAAGCUAGAAAAUAAAGGCUGCCAUGAAGUGGUCAUGUUGCAUUCUGUUACAUUGAUUGACUUACGACGUACAGCCACCACAAAGCUGUAUUAUAAACCAGAGGGUAGUAACUAUGAUGGACCUAUUGAUGAUGUCAUGGUCUUUGCUCAUGCUGUCAAAGAAGCAGGUAAGGGCUGGUAAAAUCUUCCUUUCUCGCUGUUGAGGGUUACAUUUUGAAGGACAGGGCUCAAACGUGACAAAGCUUGAUGCUCGCAGAGUGCAUCCACAAUGGGAAUCGAACCUGCGAUCUUCGGUUUGUUAGUCAAAUGCUCAACCAGCUGAGUUAAACAAGGUCAAGUCGGUUUGAGUGGGUGGUACUUCAAAACUUGGUCUAUUGGUCUAGUUUCUUUGAUAUCAGUAUCAGGGUUUUUCAGGAUCCGUUUUUGUACAAAAGAUUGAGAGAUUGAGAUCUAUACAGCAGGGAGUCUGGGACCAUCUGUUACUCCCCCCCCCCCUCACAAUUUUACGUAACUUUACAUAUUUAACUAGGUUUAAAAUUUCUUAAACUAGGUUUAAAAUUUCACAUCUUGAACAAGGAUUAUUACGGGUAUCUUAUUGAACCAAUGCCUGGAAGAGCGACACUAUAUGAUGCUCAAAUGAAGUUUCAACAUGUUAAAUUGGAGUUGAUUGGUAAGAGAUUAAGAAAUCGUAUGGUUAGUUUCAUUAAAGGAAUAAAGCCCCACACAGACAAGCAAGUUGCCAUUGACAAGUUUCCUUGACAUGUUUACUUUCUCGUGUGUACGGUCAACAAGUUCUCCUUGACAAAGUUCUUUUGACAAAGUUCUUUUGACAAAGUUCCCUUAACAAAAUUCCCUUGACAAAGUUUGUUGUUCGUGUGCACGGAAUUUUGUUAAACUGAUUUACUGUUGUAUCUCAUGUUAAGGCCGCCUUUUGUUUGCCAAAACCAUAGAAGUAUUUAAACACUUGACAAGUUUCCCUUGCCGGCCGUACACGCGAACAAAUGUUCCUUGUCCAAAAACUGGCAUGACUAGCUUUGAAACAAGGCUCCUUGCCCUUGGCAAGGAAAAGUUGUUUAUGCGUUACAAGCAAGUAAUUUGUGAACCUGCUUGCAUAUAUAGUGAGAUUGAGAAAAUUGAUGAUACAACAUUGAUUUAAAUGGUACUGUAAUCUUUAUCUCCGUGUACCUUUUCCUCGAACACAAAAUGUUUCUUUUUUUGAUUUGACGUCGAUGUUUUAGUUGAUGAUAUAGAACUAGCUGAAAGCGCUUAUAUUCCUGUCAAGUACCCGGUCGCCGAUAAAGCUGGAUUUGACGAGGUAAUUUCGAAAAAAAUAUUCGUAGUAAUUCACCGAUGGUGAUGGUGGUUCCACAACACGAAACAGAGUGGAAAGUCUUCAUUAUCUUUGUGAAUGAUUCCGGAAUCAAAUUAAAAAGAUGUACUUCUUCAACACAAGAACAAUUAUUCUCCAUAAUAUGGACAUAACUCAAUGGACCUAUUCCCUAAUAAACAAAUUUUGAUCUAGACAAGUCUAGACAAACAUUUCAUCACAGCUUGAAAGAGCAUCACAACAUUAGUAAUAUUCCGACGUUUCGCUGCGAAAUGUUGUAAAAUGCGGUUAAUAUAGCCCUGCGAAGUUUGCCGUUUUUCAGUCAUUUUGUAUUACGCACGGGAAAUUGAUACCGCUUUGUGAAAAAAGGUACUCGUCUAGACUUCUCUAGAUCAAAAUUUUGUUCAUUAGAGAAUAGGUCCAUUACCAUUCCUUAUUUCCUAAUUUUCCUUUCACUCAAUUUUCGUAUGUUGUAAUCAGGUUAUAGUACAGCACUGUAUAUUCCGCCAUAUUUAUAAACGUAAGAUUAGGUACUGUAAAACAUCCACAUUUGGGAGUUCUUAUUCCUUAAAGAUAUUUUUCGUUUACUAGGUAUUUGUAAUCAAUCUCGAACGUCGCCCUGACCGACGAAAGAAGAUGAGAUUAUCACUCCAGUUGUUGGGGAUUAAUGGGACUUUCAUUGCUGCUUACGAUGGGAAGUAAGAAUGUCGAUCAAACUAUGUUAAAUUCCGGGUGUUGGCGACACUUGGUUACUUCAUGUGUCCUAGUGACGUAGUCUCAUCUUUGUGACUGGGAUUCGAUUCAUUCCUAUAAUAUGCAGAUGUCUGAGUUUACGUUCACCUCAGCCACAUGUAAGGAGAAUGCUUCCAGUCUGAUUCUAUACCAAACGCUGCAUGUUUUCUUUGGGUACUCCAGGUUCUUCCUGUAGUGCCACUGGACAAAUACAGGAUGGUUGUUACUGAAAUCAAAAACCAGUUAUCCAGUCUAACUAAAGUUGGUGUUUUAAACGUUUAUCUUAUGGAAUAAUGAAAGUGAGAUGAAUCGAACGCUGAUAUGCAGUUUUUUUGUAGACGAGUGUCAGAUGAAGAAAUUGAAAAUCUGGGAAUUAAGGUUAUCGAUGGAUAUGCUGAUCCUUACCAUGGCAGGUACUAAGACCGAGUGUGUGUUCAAGGAGAUCAAAAGAACAGAAGAAAGGAAGGGAGGGAAGAAGGAAGGAGGGAGGGUAAAUGAAAGGGAGGAGGUGGGGAAACCGGGAAAGGAUGAAUGACAGGGAGGAGGGGAGGGAGAAUGAAUGGAUGGAUGAAAGGGAGGAGGUGGAAGGAUGAAUGGAUGGAUGAAAGGGAGGAAGGUUAGUGUGUGCUUGGUUGGAAGGAAGGAAGAAAGGAGAUAGGUAGGGUGGAGAAAGGGAGGGGGAGAAAGGAGAGAGAAGGAAGGGUGGAGGUAAAGGAUGGUUCAAAUUAAGGGAGGAAGUCGGGUUGACGAAUGGAUGGGUGAAAGGAAGGAGGGUGUGUGCGUGCGCAGGUUGGUGGGAGGUAAAGGGAAGAGGAUGGGUGGAUGGAAAGAAGAUGAAUGAAAGAAGAGUGGAAAGAUGAAUCAAUGAGAUGAAGGAUUGAAGAAAAGAAUGAAGAAAUGUAGGAAGAAACAAUAGAAAGGAAUAAAACGUUUUUGUAUCAAGCUCAGUUUUGAAACAAAUAAUAUUUAUCAAAAUAAUUCGUUCUGUUCUAGGCCUGUAACAAAGGGAGAGAUUGGCUGCUUUAUGAGUCAUUUUCUGUUGUGGGAAAAAGUAUGUCAGCUAACACCAGAAUAUUUUUCAAUUUCUAACACCGUUAUUUCUCCGGCUUUAACAAGAAUGUAUUCUGUUCAUUUUCAGAUGGUGAGAGAAAAUUUGCAAGUUGUUAUGUUUUUGGAAGAUGAUAUCAGAUUCGAACCCGACUUUCGAAAAAAACUUGAAGGUCUGAUGACGGAAGCAAAACAAGUCGAGUGGGACUUCAUGUAAGUUGUUUUUUAGGGGGAGGGGGCUGUUUAUAUGAAAACACGCCAGACUGGGAACUACAGUAUAACUAUAUUUCAUUAUUUCUAACGAAUUUGAAAUCACAUAUACUAGCAGUUGCCAGUCUGUAUAUUGUUUGUCUGCAUGUGAGUACAAUGCAGUCAAUCAGGUGACCAAUGCUAAAUACUAGUGAGCGAGAAAAAGCAAUUAGAAGGAAGGUAUCAGGGCUGCAAAAUAUAGCGCACCAUGGGACCACUGGUUCCAGAAAAUUUUUGAGGUUGGCAGAGAAAAAUGGAGGAUAAAAAGGAAGUGAAGAAAGUUAGGUAGAGAAUGAGUAAAGAAAGGAGAAACAGAAAGAAAGGAAAUGAGACCUUACCAGUACAGUGAUUGCUCACAGUCUAGUCAAACUAAAUAUUUAAAGAAUAUACAAUUUCAUCAAUCUCAGUAAGAAAUAGGAAUAAGGAGAAGGUUGAACAUUUUUUUGCAAAUCUGGAUCUCGGCCAGGCAGGCAUACGAAAUAGAAUUAAGUAAGAAAUUGAACAAACGCAGGAAACAGAAACAGAAAACGGGCCAGUACGCUCACUUACGCAUAUUUUAUUUUAUUUAACUUGCAUUCAAAGCCAUGCAGACAUUAAACGUGGGUUUUUUUGUCAGGUAUCUUGGUCGUAAAUUAGUAAACGAGCAAGCUCAGGACACAGGAAUAGAUGGGAUUCAACACUUGGUUAGGCCUGGUUACUCUUGGUGGACUCUGGGAUACGUAUUGACUUUAGAAGGCGCGAAAAAAUUGUUGGCUCCGAAACCUUUACAAAGAUUCGUUCCUGUUGAUGAAUAUAUACCUAUCAUGUUUGGCGACCAUCCAGAGUAAGUUUACCACCAGACUAAACUAACUUUAUUUAUACUGGAUAGUUCUAUCAGUUCUAAACUGCUCUCUCUAUAGGUUCAGUAAGAAUCAUCUCUUUUUGACCCAGUGUUACUACAGGAGGAAACCUAAACUAAACUAAC
Molecule: messenger RNA, 7297 nt
Organism: Paramuricea clavata
Lineage: Eukaryota; Metazoa; Cnidaria; Anthozoa; Malacalcyonacea; Plexauridae
Source: the annotation of a GenBank genome assembly